AAUCUUAACACUCGAGGUUUUUUUGAAUCGGUAGUCUCUUCUGGAUCUUCCAGUCUUCCCUCGCUCUCUUCUUCUUCUUCAUUCAACAAGAGGAUCGCCGGAGAGCGCGGCACACCCCGCCGUCCAGAUCGCCGGCGACCCCGUAGGCCGACGAGCGAUUCUCCGGUCUCCGGCGAGGACAAGGCGUCGAUCGGCGGCGAUGGACCAGGAAGCCGCCCGGACCGCCCGGGAGUCCCUGGAUCUCGCGUUCCACAUGUCGAACAUCCUCGACACCGGCCUCGACCGCCACACCCUCUCCGUCCUCAUCGCCCUCUGCGACCUGGGCGUGAACCCCGAGGCGCUCGCGGCGGUCGUCAGGGAGCUCCACCGGGAGCCUUCUGCCGCGGCCGUCCCGAUGCCGGGCCCGUAUGAGACUCAAAAGCAGUGACAAAAUGCAUGUCUUGCAUUGCAGUGACAGUGCGACUGAAGGUUGGGUAAGCCAGUGCUCUUUCUUUCAAGGGCAAAUUGGUUGUUCCUGGACAAAUCCUAGCUUCCUAUAUGCAAAUAAAGAUUUCUGCUCCUCUGUUUCUCUGUUUGAAGAGAUUGUCCAUCUUGAAGAUGUUGCUUAGUGGGUUGUUGGAUGCGUGGCUGGUUUUUCAAUCUGCAGAAGUUUGUACUUGUCUACUUGGAAUCUACAGCAAAUUCAACGUGACUAGGAGUGAAUAUGCUUAUGUCUACCUAAAUUAGUGUAGCUGAACAUGUUUGUAGAGAUUUUAGAUGUGGAAUUUUAAGAGUUCUGUGUUAAAUUGAUGAUGUUUGGGUUGUUUCUUCCACAGUGCUGUAAACACUGAAUCUUGAUAAGGUUAAUUCUUUGUUGGAAAGGAAACAAUAUGAAUUGAAAUGACAUUAGGCACAUCAGCUGUUUGGCA
Molecule: messenger RNA, 908 nt
Organism: Eucalyptus grandis
Lineage: Eukaryota; Viridiplantae; Streptophyta; Magnoliopsida; Myrtales; Myrtaceae
Product: mitotic-spindle organizing protein 1B-like
Exons: 3
Coding region: 200-427 (75 amino acids)
Biological process (GO): mitotic spindle assembly; microtubule nucleation by interphase microtubule organizing center; gamma-tubulin complex localization
Cellular component (GO): centrosome; spindle; interphase microtubule organizing center
Source: RefSeq, a predicted model, not a curated record